Molecule: messenger RNA, 1194 nt
Organism: Canariomyces notabilis
Lineage: Eukaryota; Fungi; Ascomycota; Sordariomycetes; Sordariales; Chaetomiaceae
Exons: 4
Coding region: 1-1194 (397 amino acids)
Source: RefSeq, a predicted model, not a curated record
AUGGCAGGAAGGCCACCGAAUCGGUCGAGUCAACCUCAGCCAGCUCCGCCGCCGCCAGCGCGUCAAAACGAGUACUUCGUACCUCGCGAUGGCAUCGACCGCGAAGUCAUCACAUCGGACAUCUGCAGGUAUUUGGGGAAUGAUGCGCUGGUGCGGCCUGGCACCUACGAGUCGUCGGACGGCCGUGUUACGCAGGGCUACUUCAUUACAGCAUACCGGAACCUAACUUCGGCGAUGAUACAAGAUUUGAAGGCCGACUCUGCACGAUGGGAACAAGAGAGGCGCGCAGCGUCAAGGCCUACAGGCAGUGGGGCCGGAGCUCGAGACCAGCACCGUGCGCCACCCCCUGACUACACCUCAUGGAAACAGGCCCAACAGGGUCGGGAAUACGCUUCGUAUGACCAUUCUGCCAUGGACGUUGACUAUCCUCCCGCUACCGGCGCUGCCGGAAAUGCUGCUUACGGAGGCCAGGCUUACAUGACGGGCCAGGCUGCCUACCCCCCGGCCACAUACCCGCCUCCGGCUCAUGCUCCUACCGCUUAUCAGGCUACGCCCUAUCCAUAUGCGACUAACCCGCCUGCGCAGUAUGCACCGGCUCCCCCGGUCGCUCAGGAGAGGUACCCCGUGCAUUCACCGACUCCCGGGCCCGUCUCGUAUUCUCAGGGUGCCUAUGUCCAAGGGUCAGACUAUGCAAUCCAACAAGGAUAUCCUGCCCAGGCCAGAAUGCAGCCACCAUUGCCUCAUGCAGCCACUGCUCCGGCUAGGCCUUACAGUACUGUGCCCACAACAUCAACUCCGAGCUAUGGAGAUUUUCCACCGCCAGCCGGGAUCCCUGCCGCUCAAGGCUUCCCGUCCGACGCUCGCUUCGGCCGCGGUGCGUAUAAUGCCGCAACAGCACAACCGCCUGCCGCUUCAUCUAAUGAUUUAGGCUCCCCUGCAGGUACGGCUCAACGGCCAGGGUACGCCGUCCCGGAUCCCCAGUACGAUGCCGGCCAGAAUCCCGUGCUUCAGUCAGCAGCUAGCCCCAGCAAUGCACUGCCGGCGCCAACACCAGGCGGCGCAGUUCCGCCCCCACGCCGUGAUCGUGACUCUGCAGAGCCCAGAGACAGGGAGCGGGAACGAGAACGGGACCGCGAACGAGAACGGGACAGAGACCGUGACCGCAGGGAUCAUCGGAAACACCGCCAUCACUAA